CCCCGAGCCGAGCGGCGCCCGCGGAACGGUGCCGGAGUCGGGGGUCAGGACGGGGCUGUCGCCGUGGGUAUGCCGGCAGGGCCUGGGCACCCCUGGUACGGCCUCGAGGGUCCUCAGCACGAUCCAGGGACCCCUGGUACGGUCCGGAGACCCUCACCACAGCCUGGGGACCUCUGCCACAGCCUGGGAUGCCCCAACGCGGCCUGGAGCCUCCUGCUGUGGCCCGGAGUCCCUGCCCGCGGCCAGGGCACCUCCGCUACAGCCUGCAGGCCACUGCCGUGGUCUGGAGAUCCCCACCGUGAUGUAAAGAUCCUCACCAGAGCACUGAGACUUCCUCCACAGCUUGGAGAUCCCUGGCAUGGCCUCAGGGCCACCACCAUGGCCUGGGCCCCCUGGUAUAGCCUUGAGAUGCCCAUCACGGGCUUGGCACCUUUGCCGUGGAGGGAGGUCUCGUUUGGAGUACACCCUGGUGUGGAGGACCCCAUUGCCUGGAGGACCUGAGGACUUGGCAGGCAUCCCAGCACGGGUGGCAGGCAGCAGGGCCUCGCCCGAGCAGAGGGCACCGGCAGGACUGGCUGGGAGCGUGGGCAAGGCUGGGCAGGCAGGGGGUGCCCAGGGUAUUUGGGGCUUGCUGGCGAUUUCCUGCCGGGUGAGUCAUGGCCGCAGCAAGCCCUGAGCCAAGCAGCUGCGUGGGACUGCCUGGCACUUUCGGGAAGUGAAACCAGUGCCAGGAAAACACCCCAACAGCCCAGGGCCAUGCAAGCACAGCCACACGUGUCCCUGGCACUGCCAGCGUGGCGCAACCACCGGCACCCCGCAUGGACACCGGGCACGCUGAAGGGCAGAGCCUGCUGGGAAGCUGGUGGCAAAGAGUGCCCUCGAAGGCACAGCAUGUGCCCAGGGCAGCACAGGUGGGCACGAGGGACCAAGCAGGCCCUGCUGCCUCUGGGCAUGGGGCGGUGAGGGCAGGAGGGCUGACAGAGGAGGCCCUGCAGCGCCAGAGGAAGCCAUGGGGAAGUGGCAGCGCUUGCGCCACCAGCCCCUCCCCGGCAGCAGCCAUCCCGGCCCUGACGAGGGCAGGCGUCACGGUGCCCGGCUGGGCUGGGGCAGUUCCUGCUGAGUCAGGCAGCUCUCCAAGGGCUGUGCUCCCACGGGGUGACCCCAAGCAUCGCCCCAGCUCUGUGCCCAACUCACCAGCACCAAAGCAUGCCCCCUGCUCUGCCCCCUACGCAGCCCCCGCUCAGCCCUGUGGCGCCACUGGGGCACAGGCAGCCCCCCCCAGCCCUGCCAGUGUCACCAGAGGAACUGGGCAAGCCCAGGGCGUUGCGAAAGGUGGAAAUCCCACUCUGACGAUGCUUCCUUCCAGGCACCCUUGAAAACCUCCUGUGCCCAGCCAGGGCUCACAGAGCACCCAGGCCACGCUGCAGGCACCACAGGCACAGCGGCACUCAACAGGUACCAGCAGGUCUCUGCCCAGCUUUGAGCAGCCACCAGUGGACAUGGCCUUCGUUCCCGACCUGGACAUGCUGGAGAGCAGCAACCUGAGCGAGGACACCUUUUACGGCCCCGAGUGCCUCUGCCCGCAGGAGAAACCCCAUCGGGAGGUGAAGGUGAUGUCACCUGAGGUAGGCAUCCAGGUGACAGUGACCGAGGGGCACUCUGCCAGGACCUUCCGCCAGGCUGCGGUGCUGGUGGCAGCUGUGGCCAAGCUCCGCAGGCAGCCGCGCAGGGACUUCGCCGACAGCGACCUUGGGGACCUGCUGGAUGAGAUUUUCGAGCCAGUGCCCUUCCAGCACACGGAGGGCAGCCGCGCAGGGGCUCCUGUCUACCGCUACACUCGCUCCCAGUCCUUCGACAUCCUCGACAUCGACCACAAGUGCUUCGUGCUGGAGUCACCCACCCAGCUGGUGGCACUGCACCUGCAGGGGCCCUCUGCCAAGCACAAAGUGAAGCUCAACAUUGCUCUGUACCGUCCCCGAGCGUCGCAGAGUGGGCUGGGCACCGGGCAAAUGCCAGUGGCAUUGGGCAUCAAGGGCUACCAGCUCUACAUGGCCUGCGUGCUGAGCGGGGCCCAGCCUGUGCUGCAGCUGGAGGAAGCUGACAUCCGGAGGGACAUCGACAGCUCGGAGCUGCUUCGCUUCAUCUUCUUCCGCCUGGACAGCCCUGCGGAGGGCACCACUCGCUUCGAGUCCGCUGCCUUCCCCGGCUGGUUCGUCUGCACCUCGCUGCAGCCUCGCCAGCCUGUGGGCAUCACCAACCAGCCCGACCAGGUCAACAUUGCCACCUACGAGCUGAGCAGGCGCUGAGGGCCCCCCGAGCCCUACCCAACCCAACCGGCAGUUGCCGGUUUUCAGGCUGUAUGUACCGAGUACAACCUCCCCGCAGCGGGACACACCCCCCCCCCCCCAUCUCUAUUUCAGGUGAAAUAGCAGCUCUGGGCCCCGUGGGCCCAAAAUGCCCCCCCAGGGCUAUUAAUUUAUUGUCCCCCUUUAAGCUUUUCAUACUUAUUUAUUGUGCCCACAUACACCACACCCCCCCUGCCCCUGCUGGCAGCUUGUACCUGGCACUGGGAAUGCCAGGGGUUGGUUACCAGGUGUGGGGGUGCUGGUUGGUG
Messenger RNA from Pogoniulus pusillus (Red-fronted tinkerbird), 2614 nucleotides. RefSeq names its product interleukin-1 receptor antagonist protein-like. Gene Ontology annotation, molecular function: cytokine activity; interleukin-1 receptor binding. The transcript is spliced from 6 exons. Gene Ontology annotation, biological process: cytokine-mediated signaling pathway; positive regulation of gene expression; inflammatory response. Bases 1500 to 2306 code for a protein of 268 amino acids. The record is from RefSeq and is a predicted model, not a curated record. NCBI's taxonomy places the organism in Eukaryota, Metazoa, Chordata, Aves, Piciformes, Lybiidae.